Penicillium alfredii is the source of this 846-nucleotide messenger RNA. RefSeq lists its product as uncharacterized. The transcript has 2 exons. The record is from RefSeq and is a predicted model, not a curated record. The coding region runs from base 1 to 846 and encodes 281 amino acids. NCBI's taxonomy places the organism in Eukaryota, Fungi, Ascomycota, Eurotiomycetes, Eurotiales, Aspergillaceae.
AUGUUCGCGACACACCCAUUACCCUCAUCUCCCUUAACCCCUUUCCGCCAAACGGGCCACUACACGCCGGCGCGACCGUCCCCGCUCUGCCCUCGCAGCUCGAACAUCGCCACGCCCCCAUGGACGAUGGGAGCCAUGCCGCAGAAGCCCGGAGCCGACGAGAACGCGCAGGGCUCGCGAGUUGCCUUUACCAUUCACAGUGAUCCGCAGCACCAGCGACAACAGCAACAGCAAGGUCACUAUCAACGAUACCAACAAGAACAGCAGCAGCAGCAACAGCAGCAACAAUCACCCACAUUAUUCGGGACCUUCUCCUCCCCGCUCUUCUCCACGCAGACGCAGCACCACCAAUCCCCGGCCCCGGUAUCGCCCGGCUCACCAUCUCCCUGCUCGAUGAAACCUAAGUACGCGAACCGCUACUCGGCGCAGAUUGCCAACCCGCUCAAGACAUCGAAUUCGCUGGCGCGCUCCAAGACCCGGAAGAUGUUCCUAAACCGCGUGCGCAAUGACCGCGACACGGGCCGUUUUGAGGCGCGCGGCGAGCAGAUGAUGAUGAUGGAGCAUUUGUCGGAGAAGCGGCGCUGGGAGGAGUCGAUGGCGCGCGAUGCGGAUGGUGUUAUGGUGGGGUAUGAGCUUGAAGAGGAUGAUAUGCUUCCUGACCAGGAAUAUGUUGAUCCAGAGGACGAAUAUCUCGUUCAGGAAGAAUCCAUGGCAAUGGCUGGUCUUGAUACCCACCACCUGCAAUCGACGGGCCCCAAUCCCUCGUUCAGCGAUGAUGAGUACGAUGAUCUCUUUAUGAGUCUGUCUGAACAGAAACACUCUACUCAGGACAUGGACAUGUCGUGA